Molecule: messenger RNA, 8789 nt
Organism: Episyrphus balteatus (marmalade hoverfly)
Lineage: Eukaryota; Metazoa; Arthropoda; Insecta; Diptera; Syrphidae
Gene: Synj
Product: synaptojanin-1
Exons: 3
Coding region: 206-3796 (1196 amino acids)
Biological process (GO): phosphatidylinositol dephosphorylation; synaptic vesicle endocytosis
Molecular function (GO): phosphatidylinositol-4,5-bisphosphate 5-phosphatase activity; nucleic acid binding
Source: RefSeq, a predicted model, not a curated record
UGUGUAUCUCUGGUUUUGGCUUUAUUUUUGCAUUACCGUACUGUCAUUUAUCUUCCAUCUUUCAUCUUUGAAUGUAUCGCAAAAUAUCUCCAGCUUUAAAGACCCAAAAGGUACACAUGAAUUUGUUGUUGAAGCUAUAAUUGGAUGAUAUAAUUAAUAUCUUUCCGUUCGUUUGGAACAAGAAGAACGGAGAGCAAGCAACAUAAUGGCUAUGUCAAAGAUUUUUAGAAUUUGGGAGAAGUCCGUUCCACCAAAUCCUCAUAGCGUUUUGUUGGAACAUCGAACGAAAUCAGACAGCAUACUGUUUGAAUCACAUUCCGUAGCAAAAUUAAGUUCGCAGGAAUGUGAAACUGUUCGUAAGCAAUACACAAAACUUUGUGAUGCCUAUGGCUGUUUAGGUGUACUACAACUGAAUGCUGGCGAAAGUACUGUUCUUUUUUUAGUGAUGGUUACUGGCUGCGUAUCUACUGGAAAAAUUGGGGAUGCUGAAAUAUUCCGGGUUACCCAAACGCAAUUCGUAUCAUUACAAACCCAAGUUCCACAUGAAGACAAAGUCAGUGAAGUUCGAAAACUUCUUAAUUCUGGUGUGUUUUACUUUUCGCAUGCUGUAAACGCAAACAAACAAUCGAGCAGUUGUUGCAAAUUUGAUAUAACACUUUGUGCCCAAAGGCGACAGCAGACUUCUGAGACUGAUAACAGAUUUUUUUGGAAUAGAAUGCUACACAUACAUAUGCUAAGGUAUGGAAUCGACUGCUCGGCAUGGUUAAUUAAAGUAAUGUGUGGUUCAGUUGAAAUUAGAACCGUUUACAUUGGAGCUAAACAAGCCAAGGCUGCUAUUAUUUCUCGAUUAAGCUGCGAACGUGCUGGUACUCGUUUUAACACACGCGGAACUAACGAUGAAGGCCAUGUUGCAAAUUUUGUCGAAACAGAGCAAGUUAUCUAUGUAGACAAUGAUGUAAGUAGUUACGUACAAACCAGAGGAUCAGUACCAUUAUUUUGGGAGCAACCAGGUGUGCAAGUAGGAUCUCAUAAAGUUAAGCUUUCGCGAGGUUUUGAAGCAUCGGCUUCAGCUUUCGACCGACACAUGCAAAUAAUGAAAGAUCGUUAUGGUCUUCAAAUGAUUGUUAACCUUCUUGGAACAAGCCAGAUUGGCAGUAAAGAGGGUGAAGCAAUGUUAAGCAAUGAAUUCCAGAGACACCAUAAUAUGUCUAAUCAUAAAGAGGUUCCACAUAUAAUCUUCGAUUAUCACCAAGAAUGUCGAGGAAGUAACUUUUCAGCAUUGUCUAAACUUAAAUCUAGAAUUGAUGCAUGUGGAGUCAAUUUCGGCUACUUUUAUGCAAGCAAUAAUAAUAUUAUCCGUGAGCAAAUAGGAACUAUCCGCACAAACUGUCUUGAUUGUUUAGAUCGAACUAACUGUGUGCAAACAUUUUUAGGACUCGAAAUGCUCAAUAUUCAGAUAGAAUCUAUGAGGCUUGGUGAAAAAAAGCAAAACUUAUCGCGGUUUGAAGAAAUCUUCCGACAAAUGUGGGUGAACAACGGUAAUGAAGUGAGUAAAAUUUAUGCCGGCACUGGAGCAAUUCAAGGUGGUUCAAAAUUAAUUGAUGGUGCUCGAUCAGCAGCCAGAACUAUUCAAAAUAAUUUGUUAGAUAAUUCCAAACAAGAAGCCAUUGAUGUUCUGCUUCUCGGAUCAACAUUAAGUUCAGAACUCGCAGAUCGUGCACGAAUACUUUUACCAUCAAAUAUGUUACAUGCACCAGUUACGGUUUUGAGGGAAAUGUGCAAACGUUAUAAUGAAUACAUCAAUAUUAAAAAUGUACGAGUUGCUGUUGGUACGUAUAACGUGGCCGGGGGAAAAAAUUUCCGGGCUGUUGACAUGCAAAACUCUCUCAGAGAGUGGUUGCUGGAUUCUUUUACCCAAAGUAGCUCAAAGGAACUGGUGCUUACAAAUGAAGGUACUGAACAACCUGUAGACAUUUAUGCUAUAGGUUUUCAGGAAAUAGUCGACUUAAAUGCAAGUAAUAUUAUGGCUGCCAGUUCAGAAAAUGCGAAGAUGUGGACAGAAGAACUACAAAAAUCUAUAUCUAGAGAUAACAGCUACGUUUUACUUACAUACCAGCAAUUAGUGGGUGUUUGCUUAUACAUUUACAUUCGUCCAGAGAAAGCUCCAUACAUUCGAGAUUUAGCUAUUGAUUGUGUGAAAACUGGCUUAGGAGGGGCAACAGGCAAUAAAGGAGCAAGUGCUAUUCGUUUUGUGCUGCAUGGCACCUCCAUGUGUUUUGUGUGUGCUCACUUUGCUGCAGGACAGUCUCAAGUAAGUGAACGUAAUGCCGACUACGCUGAGGUUACUCGAAGGUUAGCUUUUCCCAUGGGGAGAACUCUAAAAUCUCACGACUACGUUUUUUGGUGUGGUGACUUCAAUUAUCGAAUUGAUAUGGACAAAGAAGAACUGAAAGAAGCGAUUGAAAUUGGAAGAUUGGAAAGUGUUUUAGAGAACGAUCAAUUGCGAAAAGAACAAGAAGCUGGCAAUGUGUUUAAUGAUUUUCUCGAGGGGGAAAUAACAUUCGAUCCAACCUACAAGUAUGAUAUGUUCAGCGAAAUGUACGAUACGAGUGAAAAAAUGAGAGCUCCGGCUUGGACAGAUCGAGUUUUAUGGCGUCGGAGAAAAGCACUUGCCGAGUCUGAGGUAAGUGCCGACUGGAAUCCGGGAAAACUUAUUUAUUAUGGUCGUUCUGAACUUACUCAAAGUGACCAUAGACCUGUCUUAGCUUUGAUAGACUGUGAAGUAGUUAUUAUUGACAGCACCAAGCGAAAGAAAGUGUUCCAAAAUGUAAUAAAUGACUUAGGUCCACCUGAUUCUACAAUCAUAGUUCAUGUGAAUUCCAAAAACAACGAUGAGACAAAUGAUGAUCAAUCACUUUAUGAUGAAAAUGUUAUGAACUUUAUAAUCCAACAACUAUCGAAAUUCGGAGAAGUUACCUUAGUGCGAUACGUUGAUGAUACAAUGUGGGUUACAUUCCGUGAUGGGGAAUCAGCUUUGAAUGCAGUAGCUCAGAAAACCGCAACAAUUUGCGAUCUUGAAUUGAGUUUUGAGCUAAAAUCUAAAAAUUGGAAUAUUCUUGUUGAUCAGGAAAUUGCAUUAUGCACAUCCAAUACAAUACCGCUGUGUGCUCAUCCUCUAAAGAAACAAUGUGAUGAUAGCUAUGUACCAGAAAUACCACAACGACCAAAACAACAACCGCCACGACCGCCAAAUCGUCCACCUUUGCCAUUGUCUCCUAAAAAUACUCCACAUAAUUCUCCUCAUCGUUUACCACAUGCUGGUGUCAUAAGUAUUAGUCCCCAGAUGCAACAGAAAGAUGGUGAAGUUUUGUCAACGCCUCAGCAGCAGCAACAACGUCCUAUCAGGCCACCAGCUUUAGCAGUUGCUGAAGCUAUAGAAGAAUUUCCUAAUUCAGGAUUUAAUAAAGCUUCUAAUGAAAAGCAAAAUUGUUCACCGACUCAUAAUAACCAAAAAUCUGUUGAUGAGGUCUCUAAUUUGGAUGAUAUAUAUGAAGAAAUUACCGUGAGCACAGAGUAUUCUGCUGCAAUGCCACAUUUUACUCCACCAGUGUGCCCCGAAAGCUUAAAAGACGGAAAUUGUUUCCCAUUGCUAUCAGCUGCAAGCGUUAAAAGCAGUAUUGAAACAACUUUCAACAAAACGCAAAGAGCACUUCCGCCUUUGCCUAGUCGAAAUCCGCCGCCAAUUCCAAGCCGAAAUACUGGUCCACCGCCAUCUGCGCGGCCGAGUGAUAAAUAAACUUGAUGUGAAUCAAAGUAUUAAUUUCCUACUGUAUGUGAAUAAAUACUUAAUGCUUAGUAUCUAACGGCUAUGUGAUUAACAUUGUCUUUAAUCUUAAUGCAAAUCAAAAUCUGGUAGAUGUCUUCUAGUUCAGCCUGGGUGUAAUGAUGAUUUGAAAACAAAACGACACUAUCAAAAAUGAAGAAACAACCUAAAAUGAAGAUUUACUUAUUAAAAACAAAUUUUAAUCAAUGUCAAUGCAAAGCAAACUUUGGUAGAUGUGUCUUAGUUCAAAAACAUAUAGGUAUUACAGUUAGAAAAAAAAGUUGAUUUGAAAAUGAAAGAUCAUUUUUUGUGAUGUUAAUUAAUCUUAACCGAGCACACACAUUCAGAGUACGCAGAUGUACCUAAGCUUUUAAUGCGCGUCUUAUGCCGAUUUCCUUUCAACAAAAUUAAAAUCGAUCUCAAUGCGUUUUACGUGAAAUAAAAAAAAAUUUCAGCUGUUAAAAAUUUAAUGAGCUCUGGGACCCGGUUAAAAUUUAGGUUAAUUUUUUUUUGUAAAUGGUUUUGUUUUUAUUAAAAAGGAGUAUCUUAGCAGAAAAGAGGUAGAGAAAAAUGUAUGUCGUUUUCUUUCACUCUAUUAAGGAGUAGGGGAGAGUGGGGCACUUUUGAACACGGUGCACAUUUGAACACUGCAUAUAAAAUUUAAGUUUAUCACUCUUUUUUAGAAGUUAUUCGAUAUUUGAACCCGUUAACACCAUAUCCAUAAACGUCAAUGACUUUCCUUGGUUAUCUCAGAUGGCUUUCAGAUUUAUAGGUGGAAGGUGUUUUUAUAAUGGUUUUGCAUUAUUUCAGUUUUUUAGUUGUAAGAGUUUAAAAAAAAUUUGGUGCGUGAUUUCAAAACGCAAUAAAAUUUUUGUUAAUGGUUAAUUCAUUUUAAACUAAUUCACGGUGAAUUUUUGAAUGAAUAUAUUAAUGUUAAAUAUUUAUUCAACAAUUCAUGUCGUUGACACUGUUGGGGCAGUUUUGAAAAAGUAUGUUGGGGCACUUUUGAACAUGUUCAAAACCGCAACCAGCAGUUUGUAUCAGAUAUUUUAAGGAAACUUUAAUCUGUUUCAUUUAAAAAAUCGUAAUGUUCUUAUAAAUAGAAUAAUGAAACUAUCAAUUGUGGGCAAAAUUUAGGAAAAAAAUGGAAAUAUGUACAACAUUUUUGAAGAUUGAAAAAAAAAUUAUUGAAUUCUUCAAGUUCUGUGAGUACUAGACUGAUCUCGAUGAGAACUCGAUUAUAUACCGCUUAAGCGGUAUAGAAAUUAAAGUCAAGCUGCUUACACCAAUUAACGCUCCUGGUAUAUGCAGAGCAUCCGCUUUGUUAACAUUUAGGAAACAUUUGCAUUUAAUGUCUGGAAAUAUAGGUUGACCACAAAAUAAAUCUAUUUUACUCUGAGAAGCAUAAAUGGUAUGAAUUCCAUUUUUCUAAGUUAUGUUUUAAAUGAAUUUUUCUUGUUUUUUGUUUUUCUUUUCAACUAAUAAAUGUGAUAACUAUAGUUUAAAUUUAAAGGUUAUUUUUUCAGAGUUUUUAUUAUUUUUUGGUUCCUUGAAUAUGAUCUAAUAAUUAAUUUUGAGUUUGUGUAUGUUCUUAUUGUUCUUAUUAAAAAACUAAUAAAAAGUUAAGUUUUAUUUAUUCAUUACAACGAAACUAAUACUGCUGUUCAAAAUUGCCCCUUCCAUGUUCAAAGCUGCCCCAUACAUGGGGCACUUUUGAACAUAAGAGCCCAUAUUGGUUAAACAUCAAAAUUUAAUAUAAAUAUUUCGUAUUACUAACCAAAUGUUAUUUGAAAUCGAAGUUCAAUGUUAGUAAAAUUUACAGUUUUCAUUCAAGCAGCUGCGAAAGCAAUAAGUGUUCAAAUGUGCCCCACUCUCCCCUACUCUAAAUUUUUACUCCUUUUUCUGGAGUGAUAGAACAUAAUGAGAGCAAUUUUUUUAAAUUGUGUGUGUGACAAGGCAAAAUAGAUAAUUUCUAGGAAAAAAAUAGUGAUAGCAGGCCUAGGGAAAAAUUUUAUGAAUUAAAAAAAAAAAAAAAUAAUAUUAAUAACACAUAUGAAGCAUAAUACUGCCCAUAAUCUCUCCAAGGCUCUAACUACAAAAUUUUCGAUUUUGAUUUGUUAGCAUAUUUGGAGUUAGGGCAUUGUCUCUGAAUUAUUCUCAUUGUUUUUUUUAGCCUAGGUCUUCAAAUAAGUUAGAAAAUUCAAAAUGUACUUUUGGUUUUUUUCAUUUUUAAAUGCAAAUUGCGAUAUUAAAUUAAGUGUUUCGCUCUAUAACUCAGAAGUAAGAAAAGUGUAGUUAGUCUGCUUCUACAUGAAGACGCACGGCGCAGAAAUUAUCUUCGAAUUUCCUUUUGAUUUUCCCUUCGGUGCGUCGCGCGCUUCUACACGUAGUAUUUUUUAUAAGACGCAAAUUUGACAGCUAUUUUUUUUAUUUUAUCUUGUUCUCGUUAUCGUAUAUAUUUUUAUUUGAAAAAAAGCACCAAAAUAUACAAAAAACAACAUCAGGGGACUCUAUGUGCAACGAAAACAUUUAAAUAAAUUUAUAAAAGUUACUAUACACCCAAAUAGUAUACAUCCGACGAAGCGAACUCUGCCACCGACGAAAUCAAUUAAAGCAAAACAGCAAAAAAAAAAAGAACAAGAUCAAAGAGAAACGUCAAAGUGAGUCUCAAAAUUUUCGACCGGAGACUCACAGGGUAAAAAAUCUUCCAUCCCUCUUUUUCGAACUUUCUUUCUCCCUUACUCUUCAUUGAAUCUUGACUUUUACGUCUUCGUGUAGAAGCAGACUUAGUCUGCUUUUACAUGAAGACGCAAGGCGCAGAAAUUAUCUUCGAAUUUCCUUUUGAUUUUCCCUUCGGUAAGUCGCGCGCUUCUACACGUAGUAAUUUUUAUAAGACGCAAAUUUGACAGCUAUUUUUUUUAUUUUAUAUUGUUCUUGUUUUCGUAUCUAUUUUUAUUUUAAAAAAAGCACCAAAAUAUACAAAAAAUAACAUCAGGGGGCUCUAUGUGCAACAAAAACAUUUAAAUAAAUUAAUAAAAGUUAGUAUACACCCAAAUAAUAUACAUCCGACGAAGUGAACUCUGCCACCGACGAAAUCAAUUAAAGCAAAACAGCAAAAAAAAGAACAAGAUCAAAGAGAGACGUCAAAAUGAGUCUCAAAAUUUUCGGCCGGCGACUCACAGGGUAAAAAAUCUUCCAUCCCUCUUUUUCGAACUUUCUUUCUCCCUUACUCUUCAUUGAAUCUUGACUUUUGCGUCUUCAUGUAAAAGCAGACUUAGGGCCUUUACGAGAUUAUGGUCAGAUUAAGCGUUCGUUGAUAAGUCUGCUUUUACAUGAAGACGCAAAAGUCAAGAUUCAAUGAAGAGUAAGGGAGAAAGAAAGUUCGAAAAAGAGGGAUGGAAGAUUUUUUACCCUGUGAGUCGCCGGCCGAAAAUUUUGAGACUCAUUUUGACGUCUCUCUUUGAUCUUGUUCUUUUUUUUGCUGUUUUGCUUUAAUUGAUUUCGUCGGUGGCAGAGUUCACUUCGUCGGAUGUAUAUUAUUUGGGUGUAUACUAACUUUUAUUAAUUUAUUUAAAUGUUUUUGUUGCACAUAGAGCCCCCUGAUGUUAUUUUUUGUAUAUUUUUGUGCUUUUUUUAAAAUAAAAAUAGAUACGAAAACAAGAACAAUAUAAAAUAAAAAAAAUAGCUGUCAAAUUUGCGUCUUAUAAAAAUUACUACGUGUAGAAGCGCGCGACUUACCGAAGGGAAAAUCAAAAGGAAAUUCGAAGAUAAUUUCUGCGCCUUGCGUCUUCAUGUAAAAGCAGACUAAGUCUGCUUCUACACAAAGACGCAAGGCGCAGAAAUUAUCUUCGAAUUCCCUUUUGAUUUUCAUUUCGGUGCGUCGCGCGCUUCUACACGUAGUAUUUUUUUGAAGACGCAAAUUUGACAGCUAUUUUCUUUGGUUUUAUUUUGUUCUUAUUUUCGUAUGACGACUUCUACAGGAAGACGUAGACGCACACAGAACAAGAAUGUGGAGUAAAUCCGGGGUACUCCAUAGUACUAAAAUUACUCCGGAGUAAUAUUUUUUUUUACACUUUUGUGGCGUCAAAGACCACAAAACCUUCAAAAGAGCAAAAAUAAGUACUAAAAGGGUACUCUCAUUGGAGUUAAAGAAAACGACAUUAAACAACGACAUCACCUCAAUAAUGUCAAAAAUUUAACAGAGGUUAAAUAUUUAACCUAAUUCUAGUACGUAGAUCUGGAAAAAUCUAGGACGCUGCUCAUGCAAAACGAAAAAUACCAUAAAAAAUGUCAAAACGAAAUCAUAAAUGAAAAACUGUGUUCGAAUAUUCGUUAUGCGGCGAUCAGAAAUUGAAAAUUUUACCAGUUUAAUUGUAGAAGCCGUCAUCUCUUUUGCAUACAAAUAAUUGCCGGGACACUAAUGGUGAGCAUUUCUGAGAUGUCUUUUAUUUUUUUUGGUUUUGAAAUUUGUGAUAUUUUAAAAUAAAAUGUUUUCCUUGAGAUUUCGCAGACAUUUUUUGCCAAGCGUCGCGUCGUGGCUCGUGGAGACCUAAGAAUAAGAAGAACUUCUUAUUCUUAGGUGGAGACCGACGGAAAUUUUGUUUUGCUUAAGCAGCGUACCUACUAUAGCCCUGUUCCUUUUGGAGGUGGCAAAGUCCUACUAGUAGUUUACUAGCGAUUUUCAAUGGAACGCACUUUCAACAAUUUCAAUACAAAUCGUAUCUACUCGGGAAGAAGAGCAGAGCAAAGAGAAAGGAAUACCUAGAGACGCGACUUCGGUUGGUUUUUCUUUUCCACCCUACAAGCUGCAAUGGAAAAAAACUCCACAGUGCUUAUAUGUGGUAGUUUUCCCGUGCAUUUUAAAUGGUACCAACACAUUCAACUGUGGAUUUUUGUCCAAACGAAUUUAAGUGCUCAAUUAGACUAAUAAAUCCAUAAAAUGUAUACAUUAAAUACAAAAGACGAA